UGUUGUGAAUGAAAGGGCGGAGGUACACCUGUCAUUUGUUAUGGCAUCUACAGACAGUAAAAAAUGAGCGCAGGAGACGAACAGAACUUCUCCAGUUUUAUGGCGCUGGAGGGAAGGAGGACACGCCAUAUGAUAUCAACUCAAAGCACUUCAAUCAUGAUAUGUAUGUCCAGAAGACCAUUAAGGAGAGCAGUUUGAAGCAACUCCUGGAACAUGAAAGUUCACUAGUGUCGGAGAUUCAGUCUCUGGAUUCUGAUUGCCAGACUCUUGUUUAUGACCACUAUGACAAAUUUAUUGCUGCUGCUGACAUCGUCCGCAAGAUGAAGGAGGGCUCAGUGAAGAUGGAGGCUCAGAUCAGCCGCCUUCAGGAGAACAUGGCACGCAUCAUUGCCUCCUCAACCUCAGUCACAUCAGCUCUCCAGGUCAGAAGAGAAAGGUUCAUCUUUUUUCUCUCUUUUUCCCUUUCUACUCUGACUCCCAAACGCCGUGGCCACCUCAGUCGCCUUCUGGGUGUCCAUGGCACCUUGAGGAAGUUGGAGUUCCUGUUCCACCUGCCACAGAAGAUUGACGAGUGCAUUGCUGAGAAGAACUUUGCCGAGGGUGUGGCCAGCUAUGUGGAAACAGCAGAAGUGGUUCACCGUUAUUGCCAUCUUCCGUCCUUCAGUGCCAUCCAUGAGGACUGUGAAGCAGCAGUUGGUCGACUUAACCAGGCUCUGAAAGAGCAGUUGGCACUCAAAGAGGUGAGUGCACGUCACCUGACAGAGUGCGUUGACCUGCUGCUGCAGUUAGGAGAACCAGCAGAAGGACUCUGUGAUGACUUCCUGGCCCAUGCACGGACCAAGCUUGAGAAUGACCUCUCCAACUUGACCAAACUAGCAGAGACAGCUGGAGGCCUAGGGAGUGAGGAAGAGGAGGGCACUGAGCAAGGGGCAAGUGAGGAGACUUCCAAGGCAGAGGAGACAAAGGAGGGUCUCGGACGGGAGGAAAUAGGAGACGACAGCAUUCGGAUGGGAUUUGAUAUCUUGGAGUUUGUGGAUGUCUGCCAUGAGACUUUUGUAGGGAACCUAUGGCUUGUGAUCUCAUCUUAUAAGGAAAUGUUCCUGCGCUCUCCUGAAGAAGGAGGAAGUGGGUCGUCAAAUGUGGCCAUGGAGAAACUGCGGGUAUUUGUAGCUGACCUGGUUGAACAGUAUGUGGCAGUGGUAGGAGUGAGAGUGGCCAGUGAGCCAGAUGUAGGCCAUUAUGGGCAGCUCACCACAGCUCUCGACAAAUUCCAUCGGCGUCUCCAUGCCAUCACACAACUGCUUCCUAACACAGACUUUGGGAAUGUAGCUCUGAGCCUGGUUCUGGAAGCAGGUUCAGCCAGGUGCCAGUCAUCUCUGGCAAUGCUGAAAUCUGGCCUAGCAUCCAGCCUGGGAGACAUUCGGCAUGCCCUUGUAGCCCCCAGGCAUCCCACACAGGAUGGGACAGAGUCCACACACCGACAACUCAAUGAGCACCUUACACGCCUUGUGGCUUCCACAGCGGCCUCCAUCAAGGAUAAAGUUACUGCUCUGCAGGCCUUUACACAGCCCAAGCAUACCUUUGCUGUUAAGGCUGAGUUCCGCCGCAAAUUCUGCCGUGACCUGGUGCGAGAAGGUGUUGUAGUGGCCUUCUUUUUGCACAUUACUGACACGCUCCUACAGUUCUGUCACAAGAAGGAUAAGGACCCUGUCCUGCUGCUUGUGCUGUCAAGGAUGUGCCUAGACCUCCACACAUCCACUGUGCAUUACCUGCUGAGCCACUGUGAUGAACAGCUACAGUUGGAGGAAAAGACGGGUCUGACACCCCUCCAUUCCAUCACGGACGGCAUGCGGGAGGGGCAAAAGCUACUAAACCACUAUGUUCACACUCAGGGAUCAUCUAUUAGCCAGAUGUUGCGUCGCAGCGUGGAGCUCAAGGAUUGGCUUGGUGUGGAGCCUCGCAGUGUGCGUAGGGUCAUGAGGACUGUCCUGGAGGAAAUAUCAACCAUGGACACACAGGUUGGAGCCCUUUAUGAAGAAGGAAAUCGUCGUGAUAGAUCAUCAGAUUCCUCUAGACGCACUUUCCACAGUGUGAGUGCAUCUCGAGGGGGCGGUGGAGGGCGAUCAGGCUGGUCAACAUAUACCCCAAGCCAGCUCGACAACAGCCUGGUGGCCAAUCUCAACAAACUCUGGUCUGAGAGGAUUGAGAUCUUUGCACCAGUGGAAUUCACAAGGGUGUCCAUCCUCACUGGAAUUGUUAAAAUUAGUCUGAAGACUUUACUAGAGAGUGUGCGCCUUAACUUUAGCCGGUUCGGACUUCAGCAAGUACAGGUCGAUGCUCACUACCUGCGCACAUAUCUGUGGUCUUAUGUGGCUGAUGAGCAUGUCCUGAAUGUAUUGCUGGAUGAGGUAGUGACCUCAGCCAGCGUGCGAUGCUGUGACCCUGAACUGAUGGAACAGAGAGUCGUCGAGUUUAUAUGUGAGCAGAACUAAUAAAGAAGCUGGCUGUAGAUUUACAUUUUAUGCAGGAAAUCUUGUGUGACAGGUGUAUUUAUCAAAGGUAUUGAUUUUAGGAUGAGAGAAUGUAUCAAGAGUUUGUGUGUGAGAUGUAACAUUUAUAAAGUUUUUGAUAUAUGUAUAUAUAUGCACACAUGUUUAUAUAUCCAAAUAGACAAGCACAUGCACAUCCACACAGGUACACAAAUACAUAUAUACAUAUACAGUACACACUUACACUUUCACAUGUAUACACUCACAUGCAGAGUGGAAAGCAAAAAAGAUUUUAAUCAAGAAACUGUAUAGCUUUUUUUUUUUUUUCAAAAUAAAUAAAUGUUUUGCUAAUACUACAUAGCAUACUAAACAUUUAAUAUUAUUAAAGUUAUUUUAAAUGAGCUGUAUGAAGAUUUUAUAUCCUUAUCUGCCUGAAAGAUGAUGAUUUUCCUUUAUCCUAAUACCCAUGCAAGAAAUAUAACUUUGUGAGCAUUGAUGUAUGAUUGUUGAAUUGUAUUUAGAACAUUUUAAAAAUAUUUAUUUUAGUAGUGAUGCAUUCUUUAUAUGCCUAAUAAAUUCAUAUCACAAGAAAGCAGUA
This is a messenger RNA of Penaeus vannamei (Pacific white shrimp), 3087 nucleotides long. The record is from RefSeq and is a predicted model, not a curated record. NCBI's taxonomy places the organism in Eukaryota, Metazoa, Arthropoda, Malacostraca, Decapoda, Penaeidae.